Fukomys damarensis (Damara mole-rat) is the source of this 879-nucleotide messenger RNA. Its product is annotated as probable E3 ubiquitin-protein ligase TRIML1. The record is from RefSeq and is a predicted model, not a curated record. Gene Ontology annotation, molecular function: protein binding. NCBI's taxonomy places the organism in Eukaryota, Metazoa, Chordata, Mammalia, Rodentia, Bathyergidae.
AAAGAGGAUUCACGCUUUUCUCCUUUUGCAGCAGAGAUCACUCUGGAUCCAGACACAGCCAACGCGUAUCUAGUCUUGACUCAGGAUCUGAAAAGUGUGAGAUAUGGAGGAAGCAGACAGCAGUUACCUGACAACCCAGAAAGAUUUGACCAGUCCGCAACUGUGUUGGGAGCUCAGAUCUUCACCAGUGGGAGACACUAUUGGGAAGUGGAAGUGGGAAACAAGACAGAGUAAGUGGGCAUCUGUAAGGACUCUGUGAGCAGAAAAGGGAAUCUUCCCAAACCCCCUGGGGACCUCUUCUCACUUAUAGGGUUAAAAAUUGGAGAGGAUUAUAGUCUGUGGGUCUCAUCACCUCUGAAAGGGCAGCAUGUCCAAGAGCCUGUGCAUAAGGUUGGCGUCUUCUUGGACUAUGAAUGUGGACAUAUAGCAUUUUACAAUGUGACAGACAAGUCCCUCAUCUACAGUUUUCCUCCAGUUUCUUUCCAAGAUGCACUCAGGCCUAUCUUUUCCCCUUGCCUCCCAAAUGAAGGGACAAAUACAAACCCUCUUACCAUCUGCUCCCUGAAUAGCCACAACUGAGGGACAUGUGCCCAGGCCUCUGCUGAGGAGGAGGUCCAGGAUCAGCAGAUGACUGUUCAUUAAGAUGAUGAGUGCAUUGCAGAUCUUCAUAUCGGGUUAACUGAAAGAAUUCUCCCUUCCCCCAAGACUCUCCAUGAAUCUGAGCCCACAGCGAAAACCCAACUAGAAAAUGAAGUUCAACAUCAAUAAGAUAAACCUGAUCAUAUCCUGGGUCUCUAACCAAACUCUCCAUCUAGACUGCUGCAUGUAUUUGUGGAUCACUCCAAAUGUACACCUAGAAAUCGCCCCUAUUAUCUUGAA